UUUCUAUUGUAUCAUGUCCACCAAAAUAAUAGUAAUUCUAUAGAACUGGUUUAUGGAAAAGUCAAAAUUAAAGUGUAUUUCAUUUUUUAUUAAUCCUCUUGAUCUAUUUUUUCAUAAACUCUACAGGAAACAGAGAAGAGCCAACUCCACUAUGCUCUUAGUGAACAUCUGUUUGUGCAUGACCACCUACUACCUGCUCUUCAUUUUUGGGAUCAACAAUCCAGUCAAGAGCUCAAAGGCAUCUGUUUCAGAGCAGAAUGUUAUUCCUUCUUCAGAUUUGCAGGAGAAUAUUGAUCAGGGUCCUUGUACAGCAAUCACAGCUCUGUUGCAGUACUUUCUACUGUCCACAUUUGCCUGGAACAUCCUGUAUGCGGCUCAUGUGUUUUUCCUCAUUAGAAAUGCCCUCAACGGUCCGCCCCGAGCUUUCCGCACCAUCGCCAUGACAGUCGGCUGGGGUCUGCCUGCUGUUAUUGUCGGCAUCUCACUGUCCACCACCUACAGCUUUAGGAACCCUUUAGGUUAUCGACAAGAGGAGUUUUGUUGGUUGGCGUCUCUGGACAAGGCGGGAAGAUUUGAUCCGAAACGGCCGAUGUUGUGGGGUUUCUUGCUCCCUCUAGCGGUCAUGUUGUGUUUUAACACAUCUCUGCUUGUCUACUUCUCUCAAACCAUCUGCUGUGCGAAUCCCAACCUCAAGAGCUCACGAGGGACUCCUAUGAAGAAGAAGAUUUUGAGUAGUUUCUCUCUGGCUGUGGUGCUCGGUUUGUCCUGGAUCAUUGGUUACUUUGUUCUCAUCACUCAUGACAAAACACUUUACAUCAUUCUCAGUGUGGUCUUCUGUCUCUGCAACACGACACAGGGUGUUCAGAUUUUCAUUUUAUUCACACUGCAGUCUUUUCUAAGGACAAGGACUCGUAAUAAACUGGAUUCUAAGACUGAAUCAAAGGGGGAGCCUUAAAAAAUGGACACAAAAAGAGGACAACAGACAAUAUCAUAUUCUUAUCAUUCUUUUAUUAUUAUAUUUAUUUUAAUUUAAACUACUGUAUAUUUUAGUGAUAGAAAACCAUUUGUCUGUUG
Cyprinus carpio (common carp) is the source of this 1074-nucleotide messenger RNA. RefSeq names its product adhesion G protein-coupled receptor G7-like. Gene Ontology annotation, cellular component: membrane. Gene Ontology annotation, molecular function: G protein-coupled receptor activity. The record is from RefSeq and is a predicted model, not a curated record. Gene Ontology annotation, biological process: cell surface receptor signaling pathway; adenylate cyclase-activating G protein-coupled receptor signaling pathway. Lineage: Eukaryota; Metazoa; Chordata; Actinopteri; Cypriniformes; Cyprinidae.